Medioppia subpectinata is the source of this 1683-nucleotide messenger RNA. Lineage: Eukaryota; Metazoa; Arthropoda; Arachnida; Sarcoptiformes; Oppiidae. The record is from the annotation of a GenBank genome assembly.
AUGUCGUGUCUGGAGUGCGGCCGCCACUUCGUCUCUGUGGCCAAACUGCGGUCUCACGAGAAAACGCACUCAAAAUCGCGACCUUUUAAAUGCAUUGAUUGCGGAAAAACAUUCACAGGUUUGGCCACAAGUCACGUGACUCUCAUUGACGCCAUUCUUCUUUCAGUUCGUUAUUCUCUCAUCUGUCACACGAGGACUCACACCCGCGAACGCCCCUAUCAGGUCUGUCACUGUCGUCCCCGACGUCCCUGUCGUCACCUGUCGUGUCCUAACCCUCUCUUUCUCCCGCAGUGCUCGUCGUGCGGCUCGCGCUUCACUCAGGCGUCGUCUCUGAAGACGCAUCAGAUCUACAAACACACGAAGCAAUUCCCCUACGCGUGCAAACAAUGCGGGCGCGGCUUCAUUAGUCCGGGUCAGCGCCACGAGCACGUGAGCCGAACGCAUCUCAAGCUCCAGACCGGUCGCAAACCGCGCGCGAAGACCGCCGCCGCGACGCCCGACGUCCCGCUCGCGCCCACAAUGUCUUCGACUUCGUGUCAAACUUCGGUUUCUCUUCCGCCACUUCUCUACGCUUGUGUCGACUUCGAGACGUCGGACGAGACGACGACUCUGUCGUUGCCGUCGCUCUCCGUCGCCAACAAUCGGACGACGAGAGAGACGACGCGCGACGACGAGAGAAGACGUCGCGAACGGCUGACGAUCAGAGACUCGGAGAGAGCGGCGGAAGAACUGAAAAGAGAGAACUUUUCGCUAAAACUGAGGAUUUAUUGUUUGGAGAAAAACCAAAACAAUCUCGAAAUGAAUUCCGAAAACAUCCAAACGUUUGAAGAAAUAAAACGUCUGAACAAUGAAUUCAAUCAAUUGUCGCGCGAUUACGAAGAGAGCAAACAGUUGUCGCUUUCGCUUAUUCAGAAUUUACAAGAAUUUUGUCGUCUUUUCCGCGACGACAACGAAGACGACAGACGACGCGAACAACGCUUGUGUCGUCUUCUGGACCGAAGCGAGGAUCUGUUGAAUUGCGCGCAAAUUCUGGUCACAAAGCGCGAGAGCGACGAACGCGUGGAGAGGAGAGCGUUGCGCGAGAGUUCGGACGAGUCGGACAUCUGGUCGGAACCCGAUCGCGACGUCUCGCGCGCCAGAAUCGGUCUUCGCGUGAGUGACGACCAGAAACAGCAAAAACGCGGGAAAAGACGACCGAAAGGCGAGAAAUCGAGUUUCGACUCGAAUGUCGACCAAAAGGACAACAAUCUGUCGAAAGUGACGACACAUCUGACGACAGACGACGUCCUCGACGACGACACGUUCUCUCCGUUCGACAUCCGAUCACGUGAUGUGAGGACUCAUUCGUCGAACUCUUUGUUCGCGUUUUGCGCCAAAUUGUCGCCAAUUCGGAGACAGAGCGCGGAAUUCGUGCCAAACAUAGUGUUGCAGGAGAAGGGGAAGACGUUGGAGGGGUUGGAAGCGCUGUUGGCCGAAGUGUUGGCCGAAAGCGAGGCGCAGUUGUCCGGGAAGUCACGUGACGCUCUCUUGACUGCGAUUUCCGUUUGGAAAGAGUUUUCGGAAGAGAAUUCACUUUUGGAACGCUUUUUGCGUUUAAAGAAAUCCAAACAAAGGAUGGAAAAAGAAAUCUCGAGAUCUUUGAACAAAACUCAAGAAUUGAUUGUUGAGAAGACGAGACAUUAA